Molecule: messenger RNA, 1166 nt
Organism: Exophiala dermatitidis NIH/UT8656
Lineage: Eukaryota; Fungi; Ascomycota; Eurotiomycetes; Chaetothyriales; Herpotrichiellaceae
Product: carbonyl reductase
Exons: 2
Coding region: 260-1117 (285 amino acids)
Cellular component (GO): intracellular anatomical structure
Molecular function (GO): oxidoreductase activity, acting on NAD(P)H, oxygen as acceptor
Source: RefSeq, a predicted model, not a curated record
AUUUUAUCCGGGCAGACACCGACCGACCGGCAGCACUUCCGUCAUAGGAAUAGAGGCGGAUCGUCGGUGGAGUUCAAGUUGUAUAAACAGUUUGAUCCUGCCAGAGUGUAAUUUAUCAUCCAUAUAUCAAAAAAUAUAUUCGCCCGCCGUACCUUACCUCAGCUUGUCACAAGGCUUUCGUCUUCGUCUGUUAUAUUAUUCCUCGACUCAACCAUAUCUUUCUAGCAUCAAAGAAAUUUAAACCUUUGAUCUUGUCAACAUGGACGACGCAAUGAACGGAGGUGCUUUCAAGCACUACAACACAGAGGCCCCCACGUCCAAAUUGGUGAUGCCGCUCUUUUCACUCAAGGGAAAGACGGCCAUCAUCAGCGGAGCAGGUGCCGGCAUUGGUCUGGCCGUGGCACGGGGAUAUGCUGAAGCCGGUGCGAACGUCGCCAUCUGGUUUCACAGCAAUCAAAAAGCCCAUCAGCGGGCCGAGGAGAUUGAAAAGGAAUUCGGUGUGAAAUGCCGAGCAUACCAAGUCGAUGUGAGAGAUGCCAAAGCAGUGGACGAGGCCAUUGUUUCUCAGGUCAAGGAGUUCAACAACCGCCUCGAUAUCUUCGUGGCCAAUGCCGGGAUCCCCUGGACCCAAGGGCCUAUGAUCGGCGGUGAAAUCGAGCACUACCAGAACGUCAUUAAGACCGAUAUUGACGGUGUCUUCUACUGUGCCAGAACGGCCGGGAGAAUCUGGCGAGAGCAGAAGAAGAACAAGCUCGAGGGAUUCAAUUACGGCAAAUUCAUCGCCACCGCCAGUAUGAGCGGCCAUAUCGCCAACAUUCCUCAAUUGCAAAGUGCGUACAACGCAGCCAAGGCAGCGGCGAAACAUUUGUGCCAGAGUUUGGCCGUCGAAUGGGUCCAGUUUGCCCGUGCCAACAGUAUCAGCCCGGGUUACAUUGCCACCGAAAUCAGCAACUUCGUCCCUCCUGAGACCAAGAACAUCUGGCGAGACAAGAUCCCCAUGGGUCGAGAAGGCGAGCCGAUCGAGUUGGUGGGGGCUUACUUGUAUCUUGCCAGCGAUGCCAGCUCGUACACGACCGGAACUGACAUUAUUGUCGAUGGUGGAUAUUGCGCCCCUUAAGGGGUAGUUAGUCGUCUUUAGGGAGAAUCUCAUAUGUGUUGUUUGACAA